Messenger RNA from Lotus japonicus, 603 nucleotides. RefSeq names its product histone H4. Lineage: Eukaryota; Viridiplantae; Streptophyta; Magnoliopsida; Fabales; Fabaceae. The record is from RefSeq and is a predicted model, not a curated record. Gene Ontology annotation, cellular component: nucleosome. Gene Ontology annotation, molecular function: DNA binding; protein heterodimerization activity; structural constituent of chromatin. The coding region runs from base 84 to 395 and encodes 103 amino acids. The transcript has a single exon. Gene Ontology annotation, biological process: nucleosome assembly.
CCGAGUCAUCUUCCAUCACCGAAAGCAAAACCACCAUCAUCUGCAAAACUCACUGAAGCACAGAGAGUGAGAAAUCAGCUACCAUGUCAGGAAGAGGAAAAGGAGGCAAGGGUUUGGGUAAAGGAGGAGCGAAGCGUCACCGGAAGGUUCUGAGGGAUAACAUCCAGGGAAUCACCAAGCCUGCGAUUCGCCGUCUCGCAAGGCGUGGCGGUGUGAAGCGUAUCAGCGGUCUCAUCUAUGAAGAAACUCGCGGUGUUCUCAAGAUCUUCCUCGAGAACGUUAUUCGCGAUGCUGUGACCUACACUGAGCACGCUCGCCGUAAGACUGUGACGGCGAUGGAUGUUGUUUACGCUCUCAAGAGGCAGGGCAGGACCCUCUAUGGUUUCGGUGGUUAGGGAUUUAGUGUUCACUGGUCUUCUAGGUCAUGUAAUUUGAUGUUGAAUUUAAACAAUGUAACACCUAGUUACUUUCCCCAAUGAUUAAUAGAUGCUUAGUUCCUGUUUUCAAUUGAUCUAUAUUUCAUGUAAAUCAUGGUUCCCGCAAGUGUUCACUGUUCUGAAUCAAAGUUUAAUUAGCAUCAGUUUAUCAAUUUGCUCAAUUCAA